AUGGACAGCAACCACACUCUUGCAUAUUAUGAAGCUCUUUCGUGUGAUCUAACAGCUCCUGGUCAAGGUGCAAUGCGAAUAGUCCAGCUCUUCUUGAUGCCAGGUAUUUUUUUGGCAGUGUUGGUGCUUGGUGUGCCCCUUAACAUCAUCUCCCUGUGGGUGUUGUCCCGCCGGUUGGCACGGAGUAACCGUAGUACCCUGUUCCUCCAUAACCUAGCACUAGCUGACAUUUCCUGGCUGAUGGCCUUGCCGUUCCUCAUCCAGUUCCACUUGUCUGGGAUGGAAUGGUCACUUGGCGCACCUUUUUGCAAACUUAUCCGAAUGCUCUACCAUAACUACUUCUACCUGAGCAUAUUCUUUGUGACCUGUGUGAGUGUAGACCGCUACCUGGCCAUUGUUCACCCUGUUCAUUCACCUGUUCUCCUUACCCGCCAACGUGCCAUUACGUUAUGCAUUACUGCUUGGGUGUUUGCCAUAGUGAUGAGCAUCCCAGUGGCCCAGCUGACUUACGUCUCAAAUUGUCCGAGUGACAACAAGACCGUGUGCUCGAUGUACAUCUUCAUGGGUACUGUAAAUCAUAACUUGCUGUAUUCCCUCUGCUGUACCUGUGUGGGAUUCCUGAUUCCAUUUACAGUGCUGAGCUACUGUUACAUACGAAGUGUGUGCCAGCUGCGCAGACGGGUUGACCCACGUCUCAGAGGACUGGCCUGUGAGCUUGGUGUAGCCAUGGUCUUGUUUGGACUCUUUUACUUACCAUAUCAUCUGCUUUGUGGGGAAAACACGGAGGGAGCUAUGGUCAACUCUCACCAAGCUGUGGAAGACGCACAGAGUGGAGCCAGAGCAUAA
Messenger RNA from Ictalurus punctatus (channel catfish), 846 nucleotides. RefSeq names its product P2Y purinoceptor 6. The transcript is spliced from 3 exons. Gene Ontology annotation, molecular function: G protein-coupled receptor activity. The record is from RefSeq and is a predicted model, not a curated record. NCBI's taxonomy places the organism in Eukaryota, Metazoa, Chordata, Actinopteri, Siluriformes, Ictaluridae. Gene Ontology annotation, cellular component: plasma membrane. Gene Ontology annotation, biological process: G protein-coupled receptor signaling pathway. The coding region runs from base 1 to 846 and encodes 281 amino acids.